Molecule: messenger RNA, 1743 nt
Organism: Coniophora puteana RWD-64-598 SS2
Lineage: Eukaryota; Fungi; Basidiomycota; Agaricomycetes; Boletales; Coniophoraceae
Exons: 12
Coding region: 1-1650 (549 amino acids)
Biological process (GO): nucleobase transport; transmembrane transport
Cellular component (GO): plasma membrane
Molecular function (GO): nucleobase transmembrane transporter activity
Source: RefSeq, a predicted model, not a curated record
AUGCUCAAGUACUGCAGCCUUUCACGCUGGGCUCUCGAAACGGAGGGUGCUAGUCUUGCCACAAGAAAAGGAUGGAGCAAUAAGGAUAUGGACCCCGUUCCACCUCAUGGACGUACGCUCAUCGCUCAUGCGCAGGUCUCUUACUGGGUCUCGGACGCGACGAAUCUCGCUGUCUGGGAGCUUGCUGGCUCUAUGCUCUCCCUGGGUCUUUCUUGGCGCCAGGCUCUACCUGCCAUUGCUGUCGCGUACUCCAUUACCUCGGUGGUCACAGUCAUCAAUGGCACCACUGGAGCACGUCUGCACGUUGCAUUUCCUGUUCUCAAUCGCUCUUCAUUUGGCUUCUGGUUCAGCUACUUUCCGGUCUUGAUCCGAGUCAUCAUCGCCAUGUUUUGGUACGGUAUUCAGACUUAUAACGGCUCGCUGUGCGUAUACCAGAUGCUGAAAGCAAUAUGGCCUUCCACUGCUCGGUUGCCCAACCACCUUUCGACGGAUGCCACCAUCACCAGUACCGGUGCUAUGUGCUACAUCAUAUACUGGACAAUUCAACUCCCCUUCAUGCUUCUCUCACCCCAAAAACUCCGGUGGCUCUUCAUGGUCAAGAGCACGCUCACGCCGAUCACAUGGCUCGCGAUGGUCAUUUGGUCCUUCAUCCGUGUUCCUUCGAACGACCCUGGCGGUCUCUUCAACCAACACUCUACAUUGAGCGGUUCUGCAUUGACUUGGACAUGGCUAAAUGCGAUGAACAGCGCGCUGGGGCUGUACUGUGGUCUCGCUGUGAACAUUCCGGACUUUACUCGUUAUGCGAAGAACGAACGAGCGCAAUACAUCCAGCCCAUCAUCAUGCCGAUCGUAUUCACAUUCUGCAGCUUCGCCGGCAUGGCAGUCACCAGUGCGGGCAUCACUCUCUAUGGCGACGUACUCUGGAACCCGCUUGAUCUCAUUGAUAGAUGGGACAACCGUGCUGCGGCAUUCUUCACGUCCUUCGUCUUUGCGCUAACUACGAUAGGCACAAACAUCAGUACGAACUCGAUGGGGUGCGGGAAUGACAUGACCGCGAUUUUUCCCAAGUAUAUCAACAUCCGGAGGGGUCAGAUUAUCUGCGCUAUCAUUGGCGGGUGGGCGCUUUGCCCGUGGCAAAUCCUUGCAAACGCCACCGGUUUUCUGACCUUCUUGGAUGGAUGGACCAUUUUCUUCGGCCCUUUCGCUGGGGUCAUGGUCACCGACUUUUGGCUCGUUCACAAAGGUCAAGUGGACGUGCCUGCUAUGUACGACCCACACGGUCGAUAUCGAUACACGGCCGGUGUUAACUGGCGCGCAGUGCUCACAAUGCUGAUAGCAAUAGUGCCGACCCUUCCAGGGCUCGCCAAGUCGAUCAACACUACUCUCUUCGUUGGCGAAGCUCCUCAUCUCUACGACAUAUCAUGGAUGUAUGGUUUCUUCGUCUCCUGCGUCGUCUACUACUCUUUGUCACUCAUCUUUCCUCCGCGAGGGACAUUUGUCGAUGAGCUCGUCGAAUGUUCGACUGACGACCUUAGUGCAUUCGGUAGGAGCCAAAAGGAUGGAUCACAAUCUGGGUUGCCCACCGAAGGUGAAGAAGUAUUUGAGGGAAAACAUAGUGAUACCGUGCACGUGAAGGCAAUAGAGGUGUAGGAGUCCAUACCUACACUUUACCGGUUUUUAAUCGAAGUAGAUAGCGUAUUUGAACUAGUACUUCGCAGAAGACUAGAUGGAAUUGUAACAUGG